UAAGAUAUUUUUUCACAUUUAAAUGAGUUAAGUUUAUGUUAUUCACAUUUAAAUUAAGUAAUUAAUUUGGUUUUUUGUCUUUUCAGAAUUACCAAAAACUCAAGACAAAGAAACAAUCACCGACCCUAUCAUAACUGUAGAAAAAGCUGUUCAAGCAACAAAAAAAGUGAAUACGCAUUUUAGGAGCAAGGCUGUGCAAACUAGAUGCCAAAAUAAAAGUAUUUCUACCUCACCAUGGAAAGUUUCUACAAUAUCUCAUUUAUCUUCACCAAUUAAUAUUAAACCAUGCCAUCUUCAACCAUUACAGUCAGAGGUUGUUAAAGCAGUUAAGAGAAAUAUUUUCCUUGCAGAUGAAAAAUCUGAUAGUGAUAUUUCUUGUUUUGAAAGUGGUCUUUUAUCACCUUUUGGAGCUACAUCAGUAAAGGUUACUGACUCUGAUAGUAAUGUUACAGAUACCAAUGAGAAUAUUGAAAAAUUACAGUGCCUCAAAAAUACUUUGCGUUUAAUUGAAAAGAAACCAUUGAUGUAUAUUGGUAUUUCCAAAGAAUGUUAUUUUUUAAUUGAGUUGUUGCAUAGACACACAAAUAUAAAUAGAGAACAUAUUUUGCUAUGCUUGAAAAAAAAUAGAUUAAACAGCACAUUUUCUGAACUCGAGGAUAAUUUUGGUAUAUCAUUAUCUUAUGCCAGUAAAUUAUUUUUAAGAAACUUACCAAUAAUAAGUAGUUUUUUAAAACCAUUCAUUGUAAACUUAGACAAAAAUUUAAUAAAAAGGAAUCUUCCUAUUGCAUUUAGACAUAACUAUCAUAAUGUAAGCUGCAUCAUCGAUUGUCUAGAAAUUGAUAUACAAAAACCAUCAAAGGCUCUUCAUCAGGCUCUGACAUGGUCAGAGUACAAAAAGGGGAAUACUGUGAAGUAUUUAAUAUCAUGCACACCUAAUGGUUUGGUUAAUUAUGUUUCUCAAGGGUUUGGGGGUAGAGCAAGUGAUGUUACCAUAGUAGAGAACUGUAACUUUCUAGAUGGAUUACAACAGGGAACUUGCAUCUUAGCUGACAGAGGCUUCAAGCACCUUGAACAGAUACUUCAUGAAAAGGGCAUAAAACUAUUAAGGCCACCCAGUGUAAAUGCUGGUGCAAAGUUAUCAAAAACUGAAGUUCGACAAACUAAAAUAAUCGCUAGCUUGCGAAUUCAUAUUGAAAGGGUAAUUAGGCGAGUAAGAGAAUUCCAUAUGCUAAAGCAACAUUCAGUGAUAAAUACUAACAUAUGUCGUGUACUUGAUCAUGUCAUUAUUAUUGCAUGUGCUCUAAUAAAUUUGCAGGAUUCUCUUAUUAAAUAAUGUGAAAUCAUAAAUAAUAAAACAAGAAAUACAUCAUGAUUUUUAUCGGCUGAUAUUGAAGCUAUAUUUGUUUUGCAAAAGAGAGCCAUACGGGCGAUUUAUAACCUAAAUUGUAAAGAGUCCCUCAGAGAAAAAUUUAAAGAAAUAAGCAUAUUAACUUUGGCAUCGCAAUAUAUUUAUGAGAAUGUAAUGUAUGUGCAUAAAAACAUAAAUAGCUUUAAUAAGAAUAAGGAUGUGCAUACUUUAAAUACUAGGAACAAACAUAAGCUUGUAAUGCCAGUAACUAGACUCCACAGAAUCAGUAAUUCAUUUAUGGGGCAAUGUAUACGCUUUUACAACAAAAUCCCAGAACAUAUUCAAAGUUUGUCAAUAAACAAGUUUAAAAGUUUUAUUAAAGAAAAACUGUACAAAAAGGGUUAUUAUAAUAUCAAGGAAUACAUGAAUGAAAAUAACCCCUGGGAAUAGGGUGAUCGCCACCAUGCUGGUUCUAUGAAAAAUCAUUUAAAAAUUGUAUAAAUAAAUUAUUUUUAAGUGAAAUUAUGUUUAAAAAAAAAGUCCCGCUGGGUUUCUUGCUGGUUCUUCCCAGGACUGAGGUAUUUUCCGAACCAGUGGUAAAUAAAAAAUUACUUUCAAUAAGUAUUAUGUAAUAAUCAAUAUUGAAUAAAAAAUUAUUUUAUUCUAUU
Molecule: messenger RNA, 2016 nt
Organism: Parnassius mnemosyne (clouded apollo)
Lineage: Eukaryota; Metazoa; Arthropoda; Insecta; Lepidoptera; Papilionidae
Source: the annotation of a GenBank genome assembly